Molecule: messenger RNA, 8097 nt
Organism: Scomber scombrus (Atlantic mackerel)
Lineage: Eukaryota; Metazoa; Chordata; Actinopteri; Scombriformes; Scombridae
Gene: tulp4a
Product: TUB like protein 4a
Exons: 14
Coding region: 780-6299 (1839 amino acids)
Molecular function (GO): protein binding
Source: RefSeq, a predicted model, not a curated record
GGCAGAAGCAGCAGCACACAGCCGAGGUAAGCAGCUCUUCACUGGAUACUUGUGGUGCUCCGGCUAUGGUGACGACAGCAGUCCUCCAUGGGAUACCCGAGGCGGGUUGACGUGAUGACGUUACCGGGGGAAGCGGAUCUCCUGCGGGCUGACAGCUGAUGGAGAGGAGUCCCUGCUCCUCCUCUCACACUCACAGUCGGAAUUGUAUGAGGAGGACGCGGUGCCCCUGAAAUGACACACUGAACUGGACAGAAACGAUACACAGUUCAACUGGAAGGAAACUGGGCAUGGACUGAAAGGGUUGCCUUUUUUUCUCCUCGUGGAUGUUUUUUUCGUGAUCAGCUGGCACGAGUCUGCGCACAGUUGGUUUCUAAAUCAUUUUCCGGUACUGUCAUCUGUUGCCUUGUGAUUUAAGACAGCAUCAACAAGGCAGCUCACUGGUCAAAUACAUCAAAAUGACUUAAAAGAGUGCCUUUUGUUGUGUAUGCAGCUAUAUAUUUUCAGUCUAGCAAUGCUCAAGUCCCCAGCUUUGUGACCUCAUUUGUGCUUUUAAAGAAGUUUUCACUGACAGACCUUUUUAAUGAGUUGCAAAUCACCAAGAUAGCCGAGGGAAAGCGCAAGUACUAUGCACCGUUGUCGCUGUGUCACAUCCGACAUCGAUCCUGUAACCUCGGCGGAGGAGCGGCGCUCAUAACGGUACCGACCCCCCCUCCGUAGGGAACUCCCACCCCCCUCCGGGUAGUUUUUUGAUCCACGGAGAGGCGUUGAGAGCAGCAGGUAUGUUCGCCGCCGUGGAGCAUGGCCCGGUCCUCUGCAGCGACUCCAACAUCAUGUGCCUGUCCUGGAAAGGCCGGGUGCCCAAGAGCGAGAAGGAGAAGCCGGUGUGCCGGAAGCGCUACUACGAGGAGGGCUGGCUCGCUACCGGCAACGGCCGAGGAGUCGUCGGGGUCACGUUCACGUCCAGCCACUGUAGACGGGACCGACCCACCCCGCAGAGAGUCAACUUCAACCUCAGAGGACACAACAGCGAGGUGGUCUUGGUGCGGUGGAACGAGCCCUUCCAGAAACUGGCCACCUGUGAUACAGAUGGAGGUAUCUUUGUGUGGAUCCAGUAUGAGGGCCGCUGGUCUGUGGAGCUGGUCAAUGACCGUGGAGCUCAGGUGAGUGACUUCACCUGGUCUCACGAUGGCACCCAAGCACUCAUCUCCUACCGUGAUGGCUUUGUCCUGGUGGGAUCAGUCAGUGGGCAGAGACACUGGUCCUCUGAGAUCAACCUGGAAAGUCAGAUCACCUGUGGUAUCUGGACCCCAGAUGACCAGCAGGUGUUGUUUGGUACUGCAGAUGGACAGGUGAUAGUGAUGGACUGCCACGGGCGUAUGCUGGCCCACAUUCUGCUGCAUGAGUCGGAUGGCAUUGUCAGCAUGUCCUGGAACUACCCCAAUUUCCUGGUCGAGGACAGUAGUGAAAGCGACACAGACUCUGACGACUACUCCCCACCACAAGUGCAUAGCCAGAAACCUCUGCUGACAGUCAGCUUCACCUCCGGAGACAUCAGCCUGAUGAACAACUACGAUGACCUCUCUCCCACCCACAUCCGCACCGGUCUGAAAGAUGUGGUGGUCCAGUGGUGUUCGCAGGGGGACCUCCUGGCAGUGGCAGGGAUGGAGAGGACCCUCCUCUCCACCGACCCUUCCUGUCCUCCCCCCACCAGAAACGCCAUUGUCAAGUUCUACAAUGUUCGCGGUGAACACAUCUACACACUGGAAACGCCAGCGCAGCGCCCCAUCACUACGCUGUGCUGGGGUCACCGGGACUCUCGUCUGUUCUUGGCGUGUGGCCCGGCGCUAUACAUCGUGCGAGUUGAGCACCGCGUUGCGAGCCUGCAGCUACUCUGUCAGCAGGGCAUCGCCACAGCAGUGAAGGAGGAAAAAGAUGUUGCCAAGCUCACCAUGCCUUCCCGCCUCUGUUCUUACGUCACUACCGCUUUUGUUCCCACCAUCAAGCCCCCCAUCCCAGAUCCCAACAACAUGCGUGAUUUUGUGAGCUACCCAACAGCUGGGAAUGAGCGUCUGCAUUGUACAAUGAAGCGCACAGAAGAUAACCCCGAGGUGGGGGGACCCUGCUAUACUCUGUACCUUGAGUACCUAGGGGGUCUGGUGCCUAUUCUCAAGGGCCGACGAAUAAGUAAACUGCGUCCAGAGUUUGUCAUCAUGGACCCCAAGACAGAUGGAAAAACAGAUGAGAUAUAUGGCAACAGUCUUAUAUCUGCCAUGAUUGACAGCUGUAACUGCUCGGACUCCAGUGAUAUUGAGCUCAGCGAUGACUGGGUUGGCAAAAAAUCUCCAAAGAUAUCCAGGGGUAGUAAAUCCCCCAAACUGCCCAGGAUCAACAUUGACCCAAGAAAAUCACCCAAACUGUCCCGUGCUACGCAGGAGAUCUCCAGGUCACCACGUUUACCCAUACGCAAACCGUCUAUUGGGUCACCCAGUCUAACACGGAGAGAAUUUCCUCUAGAUGACAUAACUCAGCAAAAUUACCUUGCGCAGGUCACAUCCAAUAUUUGGGGAACAAAGUUCAAGAUAGUGGGGUUGGCCACAUUCUUACCAACAAAUCUCGGUGCAGUCAUCUAUAAGACGAGCCUCCUCCAUCUGCAGCCCAGACAGAUGACCAUCUACCUGCCAGAGGUGCGUAAGAUCUCAAUGGACUACAUCAAUCUGCCUGUCUUCAGCCCCAAUGUCUUCAGUGAGGAUGAAGACGACCUGCCUGUCACAGGCCCUGCUGGUGGUGCCGAUGACAAUCCACCCUGCACUGUCAACAUCCCUAUUGCUCCCAUCCAUAGUCCUGCUCAGGCCAUGUCCCCCGCCCAAAGCAUUGGUCUGGUUCAGUCUCUUCUAGCCAAUCAAAAUGUUCAGCUGGAUGUUCUCACGAACCCCACAGCAACGUCCUCUGGGGCUGCUGCUGGUGGUUCAGACCAAAGCCAAGACACCAUCUUAACAGCCCAGUACACAGUUCCCACCAGGUACUCCAGUCCUGGUCAGGUCAUCUUUGGAGGGCUAGACAUGAGUCGCCUGAUGGUGGGCCCUCCACAUUCUCAUCAUCCUUCACAGCAACAGCAGCAACAGCAACAACCGAGUCACCAUCACCAACAGCAGCAGCACCAACAGUUACAACAACUGCAACACCACCAACAAAUACAGCACCACCAACAACAGCUUCAGCAGCAACAGCAACAGCAGCUACAUCAGCAGCAACAGCAGAUGCUCCAACACCAACACUUACAACAACAGCAGCUUCAACAACAGCACAUUCAGCAGCAGCUCCAACACUUACAGCAGCAGCAGCAUCAGCAGCAGCUACAGCAGCAGCAACAUCAACAGCAGCUACAGCAGCAGCAACACCAACAGCAGCUACAGCAGCAGCAACAUCAACAGCAUCUACAGCAACAUCAACAGCAGCUACAGCAGCAGCAACAUCAACAGCAGCUACAGCAGCAGCAGCUACAGCAGCAUCAGUUACAGCAGCACAUCCAUCAACAGCAACAACUGCAACAGCAGCAUCAACAAAUUCAGCAACAGCAGCAACAACAGCAGCAACUGCAUCAUCAACAGCAAUCACAGCAGCAACAGCAGCACCACCAUCAACUUCAGCAGCAGCUUCAAAUUCAAAUCCCUGUCCCCUCCAUGUCAUCAGGACAGCCUUCAGGUGCAGCUGUGCACCAGCUCCAGACAGGGGCGCUGCAAAUCCAGAUCCCUCACCCUCCUGCUGAUUUGGUAGUUGAGAGAACAGUGGGAGGUGAACACGAGCACCUACUAAAAAUAAAGACGACUCGUUCAGCUCCACAGUUGGCUGAUGGUGAUACAGUGGUGUUCAGUGCCCCGCUAGAGCUCAGCAAGAUGAACCCCCCUCCCCCUUACCCUGGGACAGUGGCCGCUGCUGUGGCUGCUGCAGCAGCUGCUGCUGCCUCAGCAUCAGCCUCCACUGCAGCCUCAAACGCUGCAUCUGGAGCAUCAGGGGCUACCAAUGGGACUCCGCCUGGUGACCUGUGUUUGAAGAAGGGAGAGUUCCCACUUUAUCCUUCAGGUCAGCAACAAGCGCAGUACCCCACACCCCUGGGCUAUGAGAGGAUAACAACUUUUGACAGCAGUGGGAAUGUGGAGGAAGUUUGUCGUCCUCGAACACGUCUUGUCUGCAAUCAGAAUGUCUACACCCUCCAGGGACCUGGCAGCUCCGCCACUCUCAGGGUCACCUCCUCAUCCUCCUCAGCCGAUGGCAAGAAGAUCCAGCUGCCAUACACCUCUGCCACUCUCAACAGACUCACUGCACCCCGCUAUUCCAUACCUAGCGGAGACCCGCCCCCGUACCCUGACCCAGCUAAUCAGAACAGUGCUGUUGGCAGGAAUCCUGGACAGAGGCUUGACAGCAGUCUGAUCCACGCCACUCUCAGGAGGAACAGCCGAGAAGCUGCUCUCAAAGUUUCCCAGAUGCUGGAACCGCCUAGACCACUGCCUCCUAAGGCUAAAAAUAGUAGUGCACUAGCAGCCUCGUACCAGCAGAGGGUGCCAACAGCCUUAUACACCUGCAGUCAGUGUAGCAGUGGAUCCAGUGUUGGAGGCACCGCCCCAGGGAGUGCUAAUGGAAUAGCAGGAGGAACUAUAAUCAGACAGGAUUUCCCUCCAGGGAAUGGCGCACCACACAGCACAGUUAUCGUUCACUCCAACAGUGCCACUCCCCUGGCCUCCCAGUCCUCUUACAACCUGCUGAGCUCACUUGAAGGGUCUGGAUCUGUAGGAGGAGGAGGAAGUAACAGAGACAGGGCUGAUUAUGUUAAUUCAGCAUUUACUGAGGAUGAAACACUCAAUCAGUCACUGAGGCAUCUGGCACUUGGAGGAAAUGAUGCAUCAGGGCUGGUUGUGAAACGCCCACCUCCCUAUCAGUGGGAUCCAGCUGCCACUGAGGAGGUGUGGGUUCCUCAGGAACGGACAGCAACGCUGAACUCUACUGGCCCUCCUGUGCCACACAAACCACCACCCCUUAUUCUCAGUCCAGCUCAGCACUUGGAUGUAUCCAGGCUGCCUUUUGUCCUCUCUCCAAAGUCUCCCACCAGCCCCAGUGCUGCGUCAUUUCAAGCCGCUGCAGCAGCUGCAGGCUACCAAAUCUCUCUCCAGUACCCUCCAACAACUGCCUAUUCUGCGGCCCAGCUCCAGCCCAUCCCGGGUUCACCACGCCCCUGCUCCUCACCAAAGGAGAUGGUGGCACCCGUACCCUUCUCACAGCAGGAUGCAACAAUUGUCUUACCUCCUGGUUACCCUGCAAACCUGGCCAACCUAGCCUGCUGCCCUCUUCCUCCCAUGUACCCAGGAGGAAGUGCUGGGCUUCCCAUUCCCCCUAUUGCCCUCCACACACCUUGGGGUACGUAUAACUCUUGCCCCCCAAUUCCUAGUCCUACAGUGCCACUACCACCCAAAGCCUCCCACAUGGCAGACAAAAAUGUUCUCUCGCCACCUCCUCCACCACCACCCCCUCCACCACCACCAGCAGAACUUCAAAGCCAUGGAGGAUUACAAGAGGCCAUGGCAGAGGCUGGGGAAGGUUUCCAGGAAGUGCUCUCCUUGACCGAGAGCCCUGUGCCACAGCGCUCUGAGAAGUUCAGCAAGAAGAACCGCAAACGGGGGGAUGGUCGGGCUGAGGAGGCAAAUGUGCCACCUUUGGCUGAAGGGAGCAAGUCCAAAAAGGAGGGCAGGGCUCUGGGAGAUUUCAAUUCACUCAUCUCCAGUCCACGGCUGGGAGGAAGGGACAAAAAGAAGCUGAAGGGACAGAAAGAGCAGCAGUUGAAGGCUAAGAAACUGAGUAAGGCCACUGCCAAUAGUGAGUUCCAAGACAGUUCAGAAAGUGAGCCAGAGCUAUUCAUCAGUGGGGAUGAGCUGCUCAACCAAUGCCAGAGCGGUAAGAAGGGUUGGAAGAGUAAGAGGAACCUUCGGGCUGCCAGCGAACUGGAUGAGAUCAAGUGUCGAAAGGCCAAUGAGAAGGAGGACCGAGGGCUGGGCAGCCAGGGCUUUGUGUAUGUCAUGGCCAACAAGCAGCCACUUUGGAACGAAGCCACGCAGGUCUACCAGCUGGACUUUGGUGGGCGCGUCACACAGGAGUCUGCCAAGAACUUUCAAAUUGAACUGGAGGGCAGACAGGUGAUGCAGUUUGGCAGGAUCGAUGGCAAUGCCUACAUCCUGGACUUCCAGUAUCCCUUCUCUGCUGUGCAGGCCUUUGCAGUGGCUUUAGCCAAUGUCACCCAACGCCUCAAAUGAGAUGUCCCAUCCGUACUUACCCUGAGUUAUAUCUGGGAUUUAAUGCAAUCUUUUGAAGGGGCACACUUGUUUCAUUUGAGAUUAAUGAACUUUGAUUUAGGAAAGAAGACUAAAAUCCGCCUUGGUCAUAGAGAGAGAGAGAGAGUUACAAUCACGCUGCACUACACAAUGCUGCCAUUUGAGUUGGUGCAAUAAGCAUUGGCUGCAUUUGCCAAGGAUGCCCUCAGAUUUUCUCCUUUUGGCAGUCAGCGGCGCCUUGCAAUGCAUGUAUGGCCAAAGAGCUGAGCUUUGGUAAUCAUCAUGCAAAUAAAUGCUGCUUUAGCUAGAAGAAGCUGAUAGACAUGAUAACCAAUCGGUUAGCUGAGAGCGGAAUUGUCAAGGUGCAGUUUUCAAAAGAGGCAGCAGUAAUACUUGAAAACCACACUCUGGAGAUCAAAGUCGUUUUCCCCAGAGCGCACAGGUACUACUGGGCACUGAAAUCCAUUGCUGUACAAAACUUCAGUGAAACAGUUACCACUUUAUAUUACACUGCUUUUGCUUUUAGGAUUUUAUUAAAUGAUUUAACAUGGUGGAGGGUAGGAGGGUCUUUUUGUUUCGCUCUCUGCCAUUCCUUUUGUUACUGUCUCAGUCUCACACAUUUCACUGUAGUGAAAGGUGUUUCACUGUUAAAAACUUGGGAAGGUAAAGUAGUAAAAAUAGCUGAGGUGAGCUGCAGUCUUUUCCACAUGGUUUCCUGGGACUCUGAAGGACAAAGAAAUGUUACUCUGUUCAUGGAUUAAAUUAUAUGUACAUUUUGUUGUUUAUCUAUUCUUAUAUUGAAUUUUAACUUUAUUGUCAUUGUUUGUGAUAUACAAUCUUCAUACCCUGUCAACGCAGUUUUCAACUUACCUGCUUUAUUUGGGAGACCGGUGGCUGAAUUUGAAUAUUGCUGUGUAAUCUGGAGCAUUCAGGUGGGAGGGGUGUACAGAAUAGCUUUGACUGACGCAUCCUGUACUUAAUGAAAUAUCUAAAAUAUGGUGACAUGGGCGCAAAAGACGUCACCAAAGCCUGAAUUCAACAACGUAACCUCUGGCAUGAAGUGAUUUGUCACCUGCUGUCACUUCUGUGAAGUGAGUGUGUGUGUGGGGGGGGGGGGGCUGUCCCUGCUCUUGAAGACCACACUAAAUAUGUAAGCAAGGUACAGGAAAUAUUUUUGUAUAUUUCUCCUAUGCCAUUUCAUACACUCUUCAGAAGUCAUGUAAAUACAUAUCAUUCAUAUGUAAAUGUUGUUAAGAGACUUGGUGACUCUGACAGAUGUCUAUUUACACCUGUCUCCACUGUGUUUAAAGUGUAAUUUCAGGUGUGGAGCGGAGCUGUAGUACUGUUUAACUCAACAGCUACAACCACAAAAAAGAAAAAACGUAACAGUUAAGCUGAAAUCAUUUUCACUGAAUCUUUGAAGUCAUAACUCCAAUGAAGGAUGAAGCUAUUGAGAUCUAUUCAUUUAGUAAGCUGACACUGAAAUCUGUAAAGCUGGUUUAUUUUUUUUUAUUUCAGGCAGUGAAGUUUGUGUUUUUAGUGAGCUGAGAACACAGUGCGAGGUCAGGAGGAAAUUAUUCGGCAAACUGCAAAUAUCAGCUAUAGGUUUUAUUAGUUAAGAAAAAGGUAACUUAAAGUCACAAAUUUAAUAUUUAGGCUGAUUAGGGUCACCUGAAACUUUUGUGCCAAAAUAUGCAUUUGCUAAAAUUUAAAGUUGAUGAAAUGGGCCUAGACAGAAGUGUAACUUAAUGCUUAGUAAAAAAAAAAAGAAUAGAAGAAA